UUUUUCCCUUUUUCCUUUUCCCCUUUUUUCAUCCCUCAAUUCGAGCAGCUUUGGAAAAACCAACAAGCCAACUGGUUUUUCACCUCUUGGAAUUUUUUCUGGAAGCUGUGAAAAGAAAUCUAAGUACAGGUUUACUGCUUAGAAGAAGCUUGCUGAAGUGUGGAAUCACACUGGCAGAUGCUCGUUUGAUUCUAUAAACAUCGAAGGGAAAAUAAAUUAUAUCUAUGGAAGCAAGAGAAGGAAUCAGUUCAGGGGUUACGGUAAUUGGAGCGGAAGCUCCCUCAGCCUAUCAUGUGGCACCAAGAACUGAGGCUCCGAGCCAGACUCAAGUUCCUGCUGCACCAGCAGCACCAAAUGUUGGUGCUUCACCAGUGAGUGUGGGAAUGGAUGGAACAGCAGUCAAGAAGAAACGAGGUAGACCAAGGAAGUAUGGUCCCGACGGGUCUGUGGCUAUGGCAUUGUCACCUUUGCCAAUUUCAUCUUCUGCUCCCCUUUCUAAUGACUUCUCAUCUGGGAAGCGGGGCAAAUCAGCAGGAAUGGAGUACAAGAAACAUAAGAAACUUGGAUUGGAUCAUUUGGGUGAUUUGAAUGCGUGCUCCCUUGGUACAAACUUCAUGCCUCAUAUCAUCACAGUCAAUACUGGCGAGGAUAUUACAAUGAAGGUUAUAUCUUUUUCUCAACAAGGACCCCGGGCUAUAUGCAUCCUCUCUGCUACUGGUGUGAUUUCUAAUGUUACCCUACGUCAGCCUGAUUCUUCAGGGGGUACUUUGACCUAUGAGGGUCGCUUUGAGAUACUAUCGUUGUCUGGAUCAUUCAUGCCUACUGACAACCAAGGAACAAGAAGCAGGUCAGGUGGAAUGAGUGUCUCUUUGGCAAGCCCUGAUGGUCGUGUUGUAGGCGGUGGGGUUGCUGGUCUUCUUAUUGCUGCCAGUCCUGUGCAGGUGGUGGUGGGAAGUUUUCUACCAAGCAAUCAGCAAGACCCAAAACCAAAGAAGUCCAAACCUGAUUACACACCUCCGGCUACUGCUACCCCACCAACCGUCGCUGUUUCUUCUGCACCUCCCUCAACUAAUGCUGAAAAGGAAGAUGGCUUGGGUGGUGGACAUGUCCUGCAAAAUUCUGGAAACCUGAACUCCAACAUAACCUCUCCCCCAUCAUUCCGACGAGAAAACUGGGUGAACAUGCACACUAUGCCAGAUUUGAGACAGUCAGCUACCGACAUUAACAUCUCCCUGCCAGAUAGCUAAAGAUGAUGCUCAAAAAGUCCUGCUGACAACAAAGAUUAUUCAUGACUGUGCUGUUUAGUUUAUGUUUCUAGUGUUUGUUUUUAUUAAUGUUAUCAUCUAGAUUUGCUUUCAGAAUGAGAGACCUAUGUUUUCUCUAUCACCAUAGGAGGUAGUUGUUGACAGGUUAGUGACUUGGAGCUAGGUUUUGUCAGGUAGAGUAUCUUCAAUUUCCCCGGCUGAUUUAGGUAGAAGCUGCGGCAUGCAGUAUAUCGAGUAAGAUGUUUCGGAUGUAAUGCCAGCUUAUUUGCCUAUUUAUGACUUGAUUUGUUGGUGUAAUCUUUCAUUUCUCAAUUUCACCAGAUUUAUGCUUU
This is a messenger RNA of Neltuma alba, 1597 nucleotides long. RefSeq names its product AT-hook motif nuclear-localized protein 7-like. The coding region runs from base 225 to 1247 and encodes 340 amino acids. NCBI's taxonomy places the organism in Eukaryota, Viridiplantae, Streptophyta, Magnoliopsida, Fabales, Fabaceae. The transcript is spliced from 7 exons. Gene Ontology annotation, molecular function: minor groove of adenine-thymine-rich DNA binding. The record is from RefSeq and is a predicted model, not a curated record.